UCAACACGACUGACGUCAUCUGGACUUACAAUACCACUGCAGGGCCAAAUUUAAAAUGCAGAGUCGACAAAAAAUUGUUUAUGAAUGACUCACAGAUUGCUUUCGAAAGAUCUCAUCGCCGCAAGAGCGGGAACUGGACGCAUUGGGAUUUUCGAGGAAAUUUCACUCAUUGGCUCUUCUCCCAAAGAAAUCAGACUUAUAAUGCCAUGCUUGUAAGCCGCUUGGAAGACCCAAUGACAUAUUGGAAAACAGAAGAACUACUAGUGCACCAAGAUCCUGAUAACAAGUGUGGCGUGUUCAAAAUUGUCAAGAGAAAACUAGGUCUUAAUAUGAUUACAGUUGAACUUCGCAUAAGAAAUUCUUCGGUACAUGAAGGCCCCAGUCAAAACUGCACGGAUGUAUAUCUUAGCAGUAAACGGAAGAAGCAGGAAAGCUACGGCUUGUAUACUUCGGACUGCCAGAAAGUAGAGGAAGACCACCAACAUGAAUUUUGUUAAACGGGCAAUAAAUUGAG
Molecule: messenger RNA, 514 nt
Organism: Dermacentor andersoni
Lineage: Eukaryota; Metazoa; Arthropoda; Arachnida; Ixodida; Ixodidae
Source: RefSeq, a predicted model, not a curated record